This is a messenger RNA of Oncorhynchus tshawytscha (Chinook salmon), 4756 nucleotides long. Its product is annotated as sine oculis-binding protein homolog A-like. The record is from RefSeq and is a predicted model, not a curated record. Gene Ontology annotation, biological process: animal organ development. Gene Ontology annotation, cellular component: nucleus. Lineage: Eukaryota; Metazoa; Chordata; Actinopteri; Salmoniformes; Salmonidae.
CUCAGAGGCAGUCACACACCAAUUUGCGCACAGACCGUGGAAAAAAAGGGGCAGAAGAUGGCUGACUUUACCGGGCAUCGCGAGCCCUCAACAGCAUCAUCAACAUCACCCGGGCUGUUCCCAAGCUUGACAUUCGCGGUUAGGCAACUUUAAAUCAGCCCCGCCUUAUCCAGCCAUCCACCACCGCAAAUAUUGACAGAGCUAUUAUAAACAAUGGCAGAGAUGGAAAAAGAGGGCAGACCCCCCGAAAAUAAAAGAAGCAGAAAACCGGCUCACCCCGUGAAAAGGGAAAUCAACGAAGAAAUGAAGGUUCGGGCUGAGCGGGCCCGCCCAUGGGCAGGCAUGGCGGGUGAUCUCCAUGGCAACCCACCCUACUCCAUGAGUUUUGCAGAGAACACGAUGAACGAGCUGCUGGGCUGGUACGGCUAUGACAAGGUAGACCUGAGAGACCAGGACAACAUUGACAUACGGAACUACCCAGAUGGAGAGGUACAACACAUCUCUGUCCUGAGAGAAAACUCUUUGCCAAAAAUCCCAGGAGGAUCGGGGGAGAACAGCGAUGUCUCCCCAAACCAAGUCAAUAGCUCCCACUCUACAUCAACAUCAAGGAAUGGAGUGACAGAGUCCUCCACCACCCCAUCCACCUCCACACCCAGCACCAGGGAGCAUGGGAACAUGCCGAUCAUAGUCCCACUGAUCCCACCCUCCAUGAUCAAGCCACCAGCAGACGAGGAUGUGUCUAACGUCCAGAUCAUGUGCGCAUGGUGUCAGAAGGUUGGCGUCAAACGCUACUCCCUCAACAUGGGCACUGAGCUAAAGAGCUUCUGCAGUGAGAAGUGCUUUGCCGCCUGCCGCAGAGCCUACUUCAAGAGAAACAAGCUUGGAUAUUUAAGGAAUUACAGGGCGAGAGACGAAGACGGCCAUGGUGAGAAAUUACCCCAGCACAGCUAUUCUAAGGAUACGCCCAGGCUUGUCUUCAAAACAAACAGCGAUGUGCUUGUGUGUGACUGGUGCAAACACAUCCGCCACACCAAGGAGUACCUGGACUUUGGUGCCGGUGAACGGAGGUUGCAGUUCUGCAGUGCCAAAUGCCUGAACCAGUACAAGAUGGACAUCUUCUACAAAGAGACUCAGGCGGCGCUGCCAGGGGGCCUGUGUAACCCAGGACACGGCCCUGUGGAGGGCAAGUCAGAGAGCAGCACUGGGUUGCAGCUUUUAACACCCGAUUCCUGGGGCACACCUUUGGGUGACUUACGUCGCAAAGCCCCUUCUCCUGGGGCAAACCCCUCUGUGCCAGUCCCCAACAGCUCCACCGCUGCCUCUCCCUCUGAGACAGGCACUGUCUGCUCUCCUUCUUUCUCGUCCGCCAAAAACUCCACACCCAGACCCCACGAGAGUCCCACCUUACCACCUCCCCCACACCCCUCUCUGCACCCUCCCAUGGGAGUCCUCGGGCAGCCCCCAAUGGUGAUGACGCCCCGGGGGCCCGUGCCCCUGCCCUUCUUCAUGGAGCAUCAGAUGAUGCAGCAGAUGCGCCCUUCGUUCCUCCGCCCACCUCCCCACCGCCCAGGCCCCAACAGCCCUCUGUCCAACCCAAUGAUCCCUGGCAUCGGGCCACCACCCCCACCACCCAGAAACCUGGCUCCACCAUCCAGCCCUAUGCACAGGCCCCAGUUCUCACCCCACCACCACCCCCCCAACAAACCCAACCUUGGAGGGAACCCUCCAGGGAUGAUGCCACCCUAUCCAGGCCUACACAUACCUGGUUUUCCUUUCACCUCCAACAUGAUGCCAAAUGGGCCCAUGCAUAUGCCGCACAUGAUGAACUUCGGUAUACCUUCCCUUGCCCCCCUGGUGCCCCCACCAACCCUGCUGGUCCCUUACCCUGUCAUCGUGCCCCUGCCCGUGCCCAUCCCUAUACCCAUACCCUUCCCCUUCAACCCCAAGACCUCCAAGGACAACCCCAGCAGCAACAACAACCCCAUUCCGAGUGCGUCGGGGGAGAACACUGAUCUGACGGAGCCCAAGCCUUUCUACUCUGGUUCCUCCAGAGGGGAACUGAAGUUGGGGCCCUCCAGUUCUGGGGUGCACUCCUUGGGCUUUUCUGGCUAUACUCUGGACCGCUUUGGCUCUGAGAGAAGUAGGAUUGGUGUGGUGGACCUGACCGUGAAGACUGAGAGUCCGGAGAGUGCCACCACCUUGGGACUCUCGCUCUCUGGUGGCCCCGCAGCCUCCCUCUCCGAGGGAGUGAUCGACCUGACUCUGGGCCAGCGGUCGCGGCUGCAGCAGGUCACCCAGCGGGUGGUGCCCAGUGUCCAGGUGAAGGUGGAACCGGAAGGGGACUCAUCCAGCCCCCCACUCUCUGGACCAUCCUCUCUUGAUGUAUCUGGGAAGGGGGACAGCAGCCUAGAGGACAUGAGCCAGGAGGUCAGGGAGGCCAUUAGUGUCUCUCUGAAGCCAAACUCUCUAUCUUGUUGCCAGGCCACAUCACCAUCCCCCCAGCCAAACGAAAACUCCUACCUCACCCAGCUCACAAACCACCCUGGCACCACACAGACCCAGCCCUGCAACCUCGCUGCCCCCUUUAAUGUCAUAGUAAACGGCAGCAGUCAAUCCACAGACAGUCCCGGCAGGAGCACGCUACCCACACCUCAGCCUGACCCUGGUCGGAGAGGAGGAGGUGGCGAACCAGCCAACUGCGAGCUGGAGCGGGAUGCCCUGAAGGAGAACAGCUGUGCAGUGGCGGAAUGGGAACCAGGUAAGAGAGGCCCGAGUGACGAGGCAGCACAGGGGGGCACUGAUGAAGGCAAGCUAGAAGCUUUCUGCGACCUUAUGGAUCUAGACGAUGAUGACGACCACGCCUAUGCACUGCUGCUGCCCAAGGCUGGCUGUGUUAUCCAGCCCGGGCCAAAGCCCAGCGACAAGACAGCCAUUGUGUCCUAUAGCAUCAGCGCUCCUCUGGCGGCAGGGAGCCCCGAGCUGGAGCCGCCGUUAAAGAGGAGGUGCCUGCGAAUACGCAAUCAGAACAAAUGAGGCAGAAAAGCUCAGAAAGGAGGCAGUAUUUCCCCAACAGAAUGAGGGACGCUUUUGAAGCUGUUGACUACACUAGCCUUCAACCAUCCGCUCCUCAACUCCACGAACCUCUCUCCCAGCCAACCAGCCAUGUAACCCUAAUCUUGACCACUCAGACCACCCACACUGCCCGUCUCCCUUCCAGAGCAAAUGCUCUGUCAGAUCUCUGCUCUCCGACCGGAGAAGCCACAAUGCUAACCCAAUAGGUUUACCAGCAGUUUUAUGUUCACUGGAAGAGUCAUACGGUAGCAUUUUUAGCCAGUCUGUCCCACAGUGAAAGGGGGAGUUUUCUUUUGGCAAGAAAUUCAGGCUAAAGUCACCCCACCCCACCCCCAUUUGCAUGAUCACAACCAGUACAAAAUGCUAACCUCCAACCCCCAUCCCACCAUUGACAGUAACAGGACUUUUGUUUUUAACUGGUAACCAAAAAGAGACAUCUCAUGAUGGAAGGUAACAAUCAGAAGGAGAUUUUCUGAGCCUCAUUGGUUCAGGAAUAAGAAGGAAAAAGCGGUGAAAUCCUUGUGUUCUGACUGUUGCGCUCUCUAUCCCUGGAGAUACCAAGGCCCCCUGCCACCACAGAGCCUUUCUCUAGUAGAGCAAUGGGGAUAUCUCCACAAUAAAAGGAGACCUUGGCACUAUUGAUCUGCUCCUCUUCAGUGAGUGUCAUGGUCAUAAAAGACAAGGAUUUUCAUGUAUAUCCUUACUCACUGAUUUGUGGACAACAGGGUAGCAAUCUCACCAGCAAAUGAUGGUGGGCAACUGUGGACUAUGUGCAAUCUCUGCCAUCGUGGAGGCCAUUUUGCAUCUCUGCAAGACCCUGGUCAGACCGGAUCAGAUGUGUAAUUCUAAUUCUUAUCAUAAUUUAUAUAUUUACAUUUUUCACAUCCUAAUGCUAUUGAUGAUAAUGAUGUACUGUUUUUUCUGCCACAUCUCUGAUGUUAUGGUAAUGGAGUGACUUCCAUCAUGGAAGCAAAAACAGGACUGCUGCUCAUCACACCGCUAAGGGAUUGCGUCAAUCAGGAGUUGAGACCACACCCAUUAGCAUUGUUUCAUCACUAGUGUUCAGGGUUGUAAUGCUGCACUAGGAUUUACCAUUGACAAGUGAUGCCGACUCUCUUACAAUCAAAUUUGCUUGUCAUUCUUGGCUAAUUUUCUGGAAACAAUGGUCCAAACUAUUUGUCAAGCCAAACUACUGAAAAAAAUGUAACAAUUCUUUAAUCAGUCACACAUGUUGUCAUAGAUAGUCAUAUUUACAUUCUAAAAAAAUUGUUUCAACAGUUAUUUAAUAUUUUAUUUAACUAGGCAAGCCAGUUAAGAACUAAUUCUUAUUUACAAUGACGGCCUACCCCGGCAAAACCUGGACGACGUUGGGCCAAUUGUGCACCCUAUGGGACUCCCAAUCACAGCCGGAUGUGAUGCAGCCUGGACUUUUAUUAUGAUAUGGGGAAUCAUCUCACUUCCCUGUCCUUCAUCCUGUUCUACAUUUUGUAAUUUUCCAGUGUUAAUCUGUCUGGAUUAUAACAUUUUGUCAGUUUAUUUUGCUUCAUCAGAGUUUAUGCUGCCGGUAGACACUAACAUUUUGUCAGUUUAUUUUGCUUCAUCAGAGUUUAUGCUGCCGGUAGACACUAACAUUUUGUCAGUUUAUUUUGCUUCAUCAGAGUUUAUGCUGCCGGUAGACACUAAC